GUGAUUUCCAUUUCGACGUAGGUUUUAUAUUCACUUAUAAAUCUCAAUAAAAAUUAGUACAUAGUUUGAAAAAAAAAUUAAAACAUAGAUAUAUUUAAUAAAUAUUAAAACAAGGGGUAGCUGUAGUAUUCUAAUAUACACGCGGAUAUAUUUGUGAUGGAAAGUGCAUUUAAGGACAUCAGGUCGUGUUCAUUGGCUCAAUGUGACAAGAUACGAAUUGAUGUCUACAGUCAGGAAGCUACCCGAACGUUAAUGCCGUAGAAUAAAGUGGAUAAAACAUUUGAAAAUCCCAGUCUAACAACGAAAUAAUUUCUUUAGGAGUUUGGUCAACACCCAGAUUCACUGUUGACAUGUUAGAAGCGAUUAACAGACAACAUUGGCAUACAGGAUUUAUUUUAAAUUGGAUACACCUUCAAUAUCUAAUCUUUUAAAGUCUAAGGGAAAAUGCUAUGUAUGACAGAUAUAACCCUAUUGCUAUUAAUUGAUGGUGGAAUUACUGUGAAAUAUUUUCUUUAAUAGCAACUGUCUGAUGCUUUUUCCUUUUAAUGAAACUUGAUUAAAUUUUUGAAGGUGUUUACAGCACCUCUUAGAUGUCAAUGAAGAUUACAGUUCAUAACAAUAGACUGGGUAUUUAUAUUCUUUGAAGAGCUGUUCAAAAUGUCAGAAAAUACACCAUACCUCUGUGAAAUCUGUGGCAAAACUUUCCCUGAAAUGAUUCUGUUACAUAGACACAUGUGUAUUCAUACAGGUGAGAAAUUUCACUGCGGUAUCUGUGGUAAAUCAUUCUCUGCCAAUAGUGACUUAACUAAACACCUUCGUAUACAUACAGGAGAGAAACCAUUUCACUGUGAUGUCUGUGGUAAAUCAUUUUCUUUAAAUAGUUCCUUAACUAGACACAAACGUCUUCAUACCGGAGAAAAACCAUAUCAUUGUGAUAUCUGUGAUGAAUCAUUCUCCGAGAGCGCUAAACUGAGUAGGCAUAGACGUAUUCAUACAGGAGAGAGAUUUCACUGUGACAUCUGUAGUAAAUCAUUUUCUGAGAGCACUAAACUAAAUAGACAUAAACGUAUUCAUACAGGAGAGAAGCCAUAUCACUGUAAUUUCUGUGGUAAAUCAUUCUCUUAUAACAAUGUUUUAACUAACCAUAAACGUAUUCAUACGCUGGAGAGACCGUAUCACUGCCAUUUUUGUGAUAAAUCAUUCUUGCGAAAUAGUGACUUCACUAAACAUGUCCGUAUGCAUACAGGUGAGAAACCGUUUCAGUGUGAUACUUGUGGUAAAUCAUUCUCUGCGAGUAGUGACUUAACUAAACACAGACGUAUGCAUACAGGAGAAAAACCGUUUCACUGUGAUCGAUUUCAUUGUCAUAUCUGUGAUAAAUCAUUCUCUACAAGUAGUGGCUUAACUAAACAUGUUCGUAUGCAUACAGGAGAGAAACCAUAUCAGUGUGAUGUCUGUAGUAAAGCAUUUUCUGCCAGUAGCUCCUUAGCUAGACACAAACGUCUUCAUACAGGAGAAAAACCAAAUCCGUGCGAUAUCUGUGAUAAAUCGUUCUCUGACAGCACAAAACUGAGUAGACACAAACGUAUUCAUACUGGAGAAAAACCAUAUCACUGUGAUUCCUGUGGUAAAUCAUUCACAGGAAGUAAUGACUUAUGGAAGCACAUACGUAUUCAUACAGGAGAGAAACCAUAUACGUGUGAUACCUGUGGCAAAUCUUUCUGCCAUUCCAAUGAUUUGACUAGCCACAAACGUAUUCAUACAGGCGAGAAACCAUACAAGUGUGAUAUCUGUGAUAAAUCUUUCUCUCAUUCCACUGAUUUAACCACCCACAAGCGUAUUCAUACGGGUGAGAAACCGUUUCACUGUCACAUCUGCAGUAAAUCAUUCACUGGACGUAGUGCCUUAACUAAACACCUACGUAUGCAUUCAGGAGAGAAACCAUUUAACUGUGAUGUCUGUGGUAAAUCAUUCUCUGAAAAACCUAGAUUAAUUAGACACAAACAUAUUCACACAGGAGAGAAGCCCUAUCACUGUAAUUUAUGUGGUAAAGCAUUCUCUUACAAUGAUCUUUUAACUAACCAUAAACGUAUUCAUACGCUGGAGAAACCGCAUCACUGCCGCAUUUGCGGUAAGUCAUUCUUACGAAAUGGUGACUUAACUAAACAUGUCCGUAUGCAUACAGGUGAGAAACCUUUUCCUUGUGAUACAUGUGGCAAAUCAUUCUCUGCAAGUAGUGACUUGGCUAAGCAUAAACGUAUUCAUACUGGAGAAAAACCAUUCUGCUGUGAUGUUUGUGGCAGAUCAUUCUCCAGAGCUAGCAUCCUAUCUAAACAUAUACGUGUUCAUACAGGAGAGAAACCAUAUCAGUGUGAUAUCUGUGCUAAAUCGUUCACUCAUAAAAGUGUUUUAACUGUCCACCAACGCGUUCAUAGCGGGGAGAAACCGUUUCGUUGUCAUAUCUGUGGUAAAUCGUUCUCUGGAAGUAGUGACUUAACAAAACACAAUCGUAUUCAUACAGGGGAGAAGCCAUAUCUGUGUGAUAUCUGUGGUAAAUCUUUUGCUGAAAAACGCAACUUAACUGCACAUUUAUCUAUCCAUACAAAAACGUAACUGUCUCUUAGAAUUGGUUACUGCUCACAACAACAAUCAACAUUUUACAACCAUUUUCAUUGUUAAAUCCUGGAUUAGCCACAUGAACUAAACAGUAAUCAAUGAACCAGACCAGUGACAUACUACAUACUCACCAUGAUUCCCUUUUUGAGGUAUUGUUUUGCAGCCAGAUGUCAUCCUUUUUAGUAAUCUCUUAUAUGAGAUAUAUGUAGUUUAUCUGGACUCAUGCUCUUUGUUAAAAUUCAUAUUAAAAAGAAUAACUUGUAUAACCAUAAAUGUAUUCAAACUGCACUGAAGAUAUAAAAUUGUGAAAGCAAGCUGUAGUGACUAUAUUUUUUUAUCAUCACAAUUACAUCUACAUUGCUGAGAUAACAUCAUCAUCAUCGUUUAGCAUCCAGUUUCCAUGCUAGCAUGGGUUGGACGGUUCAACUGGAGUCUGGGAAGCCAGAAGGCUGCACCAGGCCAAGUCUGAUCUGGCAAUGUUUCUACGG
Molecule: messenger RNA, 3104 nt
Organism: Octopus sinensis (East Asian common octopus)
Lineage: Eukaryota; Metazoa; Mollusca; Cephalopoda; Octopoda; Octopodidae
Product: zinc finger protein 721-like
Exons: 3
Coding region: 658-2613 (651 amino acids)
Source: RefSeq, a predicted model, not a curated record